AUGGCUGACAUGUCUGCUGUACUCAAAUUUUACAGCGGUUCGAAGGCGCGGCACGAAGUGAUGAAGGUGGCAAAUAUCCCUUCUGGCAGAUUUACUGAAGAAGCAGGAGCCUGUAUGGACAAGAAGAGAAUAGCCUCUUCAAAAAGGAAAGCAAGCUUGGUAGAAAAAAAAGAAAAGAAUUGCACAAAGACAAGCAAAGCUU
This is a messenger RNA of Paramuricea clavata, 202 nucleotides long. NCBI's taxonomy places the organism in Eukaryota, Metazoa, Cnidaria, Anthozoa, Malacalcyonacea, Plexauridae. The record is from the annotation of a GenBank genome assembly.